UUAUGGCUGCGCAACGAUUGUUAAUUUAAAAAAAAAACUCUUAAUCUGACAAACAAUCCUCAUUGGAACAUGUAUUCUGAUUUAUUGAAUAUGCAAGCUAAACUUGCAUAAAAGGUGCAUAAAACAGAGAUUUAUUUUGCAUACAGAAAAAUGUUUUCCUAAUAACUUAAAACAGACGUUUUUACGCUAUUGUGUUGUACAUCAUUUUAUCUGCUGCCAAUGCUUUAAUAAUAGACAGACAUUUUUAUUAAUAUGCACUAUUUUUCUUCACAGUAAUUUUGGUUUAGUUGUUCAAGCGAGGGUGAUUUUCACACUUCGGUUCGGGAAAAAACAGGACGUGCUAGAUGUAACAAGCUGGCAAUUAUGUUGUCAUUUCAUUUAGGAUUUACGUUGUCAGUGGUGAAAGGAGUGAACUGUUGGAGCGUAGGCGGCUGCACUAUCAGCAAAUUUGAGACUCAGAGGAACCAGGGGAGCUUACAAACGAUCACCCGAUCAUGUUUGAGGAAAUUAUUCGAUGCCCCACUUCAGUGUUAUUGUUUGGGGUCAUUGUCGGCUUACUAGUCCUCCAUUUUGUUAACUCCAGCUUUAGUUUACGAGAAAGGAGGGCGCCCCCAGGACCUAGACCUCUUCCUCUGUUUGGUAACCUGUUUCAGGUGGAUCUGAAGAGGCUGGACCAAAGUCUUUUUAAUCUUUCCAAGAAAUAUGGACCAGUUUUCCAAGUAUUCUUUGGACCAAAGAAGGUGGUGGUCUUGGCAGGGUACAGAACAGUCAGACAGGCUCUAGUGAACCAUGCUGAUGAAUUUGGCAACAGAGAAAUCAGUCCAGUUUUUUAUGAUUUUACAAAGGGACACGGUAUUCUUUUUUCUAAUGGAGAACCGUGGAAGGAAAUGAGGCGUUUUGCUCUGACAACACUGAGAGAUUUUGGAAUGGGGAGGAAGAUCAGUGAAGAAAUAAUUAUAGAGGAAUGUCAUUACCUUACUGAAGAAUUUGAACAAUUUGAAGAAAAAGCCUUCAACAACACCAAGGCCAUACAUUAUGCUGCUUCAAAUGUUAUAUCAGCUUUAAUGUUUGGAAAGAGAUUUGAAUAUAAGGACUUAGUUUUCCAAGCAAUGGUGGAAAGAGACAAUGAGACAAUUCAUCUAACAGGAUCAGCCUCCCUCCAGAUAUACAACAUAUGUCCUUGGCUUGGUCCUCUACUUAAAAACUGGAGGGAUAUGAUCAAGAAUGUGGAAGAUGGCAAGGCGGACGCAACAAAGAUAAUCAAGAACCUGAAGGAGACCCUUGACCCUGAGAUUUGCAGAUGCUUUGUCGAUGCCUUCUUGAUUCGGAAGAAACAUCUUGAGGAUUCUAAGGUCUUGAAUUUACACUACCAUGAUGAAAACCUGCUCUAUACUGUAGUGAAUCUCUUUGCAGCUGGGACUGACACCACUGCAACCACACUGAAGUGGUGUCUCCUUUACAUGGCCAAGUUCCCUCAUGUUCAAGAACGCGUUCAGGAGGAGCUGAGCAGGGUGGUUGGAAGCCGGCAGGUUCGAACAGAGGACCGGAAGAACUUGCAGUACACCGAUGCAGUUAUCCAUGAGUCACAGAGACUUGCCAACAUUGUUCCAAUGGCCCUUCCUCAUGCAAUAAGUAAAGAUGUCACCUUUCAGGGCUACUUCAUCAAAGAGGGAACAACUGUGUUUCCUCUUCUUACUUCUGUCCUGUAUGACGAGACUGAAUGGGAGAAUCCUUACAGUUUCAGCCCUUCUCAUUUCCUUGAUAGUGAGGGGAAAUUCAUCAGGAGAGAUGCGUUCAUGCCCUUUUCUGCAGGUCGCAGGUCGUGCCUCGGAGAGAGUCUGGCCCGAACGGAGCUCUUCCUCUUUUUCACCUCCCUCCUUCAGCAUUUUCGUUUCACUCCCCCUCCAGGAGUUUCAGAGGAUCAGUUGGAUUUAACACCAGUUGUGGGAGUCACUCUUGCUCCUACACCUCAAAACCUGUGUGCUUUCCGUCGCCACUGAGGAGUAGAGCUGGAGUUGAUUUUCCUUCCAAUUCUAUAGCAAAAGUGCAGGAUUAUUGUAGAAUAGGAUACAUUUUAGCUGUCAGAUUUUGGGUAAUGCCAGCCACAAAUUAAAGUUGUGCCGAAUACCAUAUUUCUACCCCCUAAUCUAUAGUAAUUUUACUCAUGAUUAUUCUUUUUACUAUAAACUCACAUGUAAUUCUCAGCAAUUCUCUGACAUGCUAACUCAUGCUCUUUUGCAGCAGCAGCAUUGUUUUUCUUCUUAAAUGUGUGUUGAUAUUCUCCAUAUGCCAUCAUUAAUAUCCCAUUGGCAGGAAAUAUGCACCUCAAGGCUUUUCAUUUUCCCUCGUUUCCAUGAUGAAUCGUAUUAUCUGCAUUCCAUUGAUGAGGGCUUCUUAUAUGCUGGUGCUUGUAGUUGACUUGACUCAGAGCUGAGUAACCUAAUUGUUACCACCUGUUCUGAAACCGAAAACCCUCAGUAUCAUAGAGCCGAGUAGGUCUAAUCAGAGUAUUUGCUUUCUACUAACAGCAUGUUAACCCCGCUUUCUGAAACAGGCGCAUUGAGUCUGUUUCCUGGGGUCUGCUGACUCCACGAGAGUCAGUAGACCAUCCAUAACUGAUAAGACAAAGAUAAGAUUGUUGAAUUACACAUUUAUUCCAGACAACUGAACUAUUUAAUUUGCUUGUUUUUUGUGGGGGAUGUUUCAACACUGUUAGGGCCACAUCAACCUUAGCUCAUGACUUAAUAUGAAAAACAGUAGACACGCAGCUAAAACUGAAAUAUUUUUCUGUCCCUAAAACUGAUUACAUGUGUAGUCAAUAAGGAAUACUCAAAAACACAGCUGUGGAAAACACAAACUGAUAUACAGCUGCUGAAACAUCAGUUAAAUGUGGGUGAGGUGCCCACAGAGGUACCUGAUUUUAUUUGAUUAAACAAAAUAUCAAUAAUUCUGUAUUUUCAUUUGCAGGCAAUAAAGAACACUUAAUGAAAUUAAA
This is a messenger RNA of Girardinichthys multiradiatus, 2995 nucleotides long. Its product is annotated as cytochrome P450 2K1-like. The coding region runs from base 495 to 2000 and encodes 501 amino acids. NCBI's taxonomy places the organism in Eukaryota, Metazoa, Chordata, Actinopteri, Cyprinodontiformes, Goodeidae. The record is from RefSeq and is a predicted model, not a curated record. Gene Ontology annotation, biological process: xenobiotic metabolic process. The transcript has 9 exons. Gene Ontology annotation, molecular function: heme binding; oxidoreductase activity, acting on paired donors, with incorporation or reduction of molecular oxygen, reduced flavin or flavoprotein as one donor, and incorporation of one atom of oxygen; iron ion binding. Gene Ontology annotation, cellular component: cytoplasm; intracellular membrane-bounded organelle.